GAUCAUGACACAUGUUGAUUUCCUAAAUCCUUUUUCUUCACACCACCGGUGAACCAUUAUGGCUGACAAGUUCACAGCAGCUAUGAAGGGUUAGGUGCAAGGUGUGCCUGAGGAUUUUCAAUAUUCGGCCUAAUUCCUCAACCUAACCAUGACUACACCGACCCUUCGUCAGUUGAUCCAGGCUAAAUUAGCUUCUGGAGAUUCGGUCGUCGCUGUUCACGAGGUAAGUCAGAUGAAAGAAUGGGUUCGGACGUCUCGGUACCUGGCCCUGCUGGAGCACCCUGCAAGCAACAGCUAUGCCCUGUUUGUGUUUGUCAGCUCUGCCAUCCCUCCAAUCGCUGCUAGCGAGCUCAGUUUCGAGCGGAUCGUCCCACUCGGGCCGGACUUCAAAUGCAACAUUGGUACUGAUGCUCUCGAAUUGAGCCAGACCAAUUCCUCAACUUGCUUUUCAGAGUCUGAGCAGGACCAGAGCGAUGUCUACCUGCACAUUUCCAAGCAGAAGUUGAAACUGCUCUUCGAAAUGGUGCCUGGAGAACCGACGAGCUCUUUUGUCGGGGAAAUAUUCCGCUGCAUGGAAUUGGUAUCAAAAGGUCGGGGACCUCCACCGGAUGCAAGCUGGACAUCAAAGUAUGAAGUCAAAUGUGUUGAGGAUCCAGAACUGGAUAAAAACUUGGUCGAGCUUAGAAAUGAAACUCUGAGAGUUUUGAAGACUCGCAGUUGCUACUUGUCAGCCCUGGAGUUGGAAAGCGGAGAAUUGGUGGUACCUCGGCAGAGCAUCGCCAAGGGGACAACGCCUAUUGCAGCCAGGGAAAGCGUUAUCCGCUAUCAGAUGUCUAUGAAAGAGGAUGACUACACCCAUAUCCAGAACUUUAAAAUUUUUGUUGGUACGUGGAACGUGAAUGGCCAGCCACCUACAAUUGGCCUCAGAGAAUGGCUGUGUGUUGACGCUGAGCCGCCAGACAUCUAUGCUGUGGGAUUUCAAGAGUUAGACCUGAGAAAAGAAGCAUUCCUAUUCAACGACACCCCACGAGAAGGAGAGUGGCUAGCGGCUGUGUCCAAAGCGCUUCAUCCCGGCGCCAAAUACAGAAAGGUCCAGUUGGUGCGACUUGUUGGCAUGAUGCUGAUCGUUUUUGUUAAAGAAUCUUUAGUGCCACACAUUAAGCUUGUUGCUGCGGAAACAGUUGGAACCGGAAUUGCCGGCAGAAUGGGUAACAAGGGUGGUGUGGCAAUGCGUUUCGAGUUGCACAACACAUCACUGUGUUUUGUGAACUCGCAUUUAGCAGCCCACGUUGAGGAGUUUGAACGACGAAACCAGGAUUAUCAUGACAUCUGCCAGAGACUAACCUUUGGGCAACUCCUUCCAAGGAAGAGCAUCAAAGAUCAUGAUCAAGUUUACUGGCUAGGGGACCUGAAUUACCGCAUCACAGAAAUGGACCCUCAGCUAGCAAAGCAUCUCAUUGCCUCUGAGCGUUACUUACCAGUGUUCGAGAUGGAUCAGCUCAAGUUGCAACACGAGAAGAAAAAUGUCUUUGUUGGUUAUCAAGAGGGAGAAAUCAACUUUAAGCCUACAUACAAAUACGAUCCCGGAACUGACGAAUGGGAUUCUAGUGAGAAAAACAGGGCGCCGGCCUGGUGUGAUAGAGUGCUGUGGAAGGGCGAGGGAAUCAAACAAUUGGUCUACAGAAGUCACCCAGAGUUACGAAUCAGCGACCACAAGCCUGUCAGUUCUCUAUUUGAAUCAGAGAUCAGAGUGAUUGACAUAGUCAAGUACAGAAAAAUUCAUGAAGAUGUAAUGAAAAAGCUCGACAAGCUGGAGAAUGAAUUUUUACCCCAGGUCAUGGUUGAUAAUACAGAAAUCAUUCUUGAUACUGUUCGAUACUUGGAGCCUCAAAAGAAAGAACUUAUUAUCGCCAACACUGGACAGGUCCCUGUUCAGUUUGAAUUCAUAAAGAAACUUGAUGACCGGAGUUUUUGCAAGGAAUGGCUCAAUAUUGAACCUUACCUUGGAUUUAUCAUGCCAGGAGAUAAAUGUGACAUCCUCUUAGAGGUGUUUGUUGACAAGAAGUCUGCUUGUAAAUUGAACUCUGGAGAGGACAAACUUUAUGACAUUCUUGUGCUGCAUCUGGAAGGGGGUAAAGACAUUUUCAUCACAGUCACUGGCACCUACGAACGCAGCUGCUUUGGCAUGUCCAUCGAGGCGCUUGUCUACAUGCCGCUGCCCAUCCGAGAGGUGCCCAUCAAAAAGCUCAUGGAUCUCGAAGCACAAGCAGGAAAUGAUCCCCCAAAAGAUCAAACACCACUGCCUGUUCCAAAAGAAGUUUGGUUUCUUGUGGAUCAUUUGUACAAACUGGGCCUCGAACAGCAGCAUCUGUUUGAGCACCCAGGUUUGCACACGGAGCUCAUUCAAAUUCGAAAUUGGUUAGACGAGGGUUCAACUGACCCAAUACCUGGAAGUGUGCACUCAGUUGCCGAAGCGCUCCUACUGUUGCUUGAGUCUACUGCAGAGCCAGUGGUGCCUUUUUCGCUCCACGCUAAGUGUCUUGACGCAUCUUCAAACUACGCCCAAUCUAAAGAGAUUGUAAACCAACUACCUGUCCACCGAAAAAAUGUUUUCUUGUACUUGUGCUCAUUUUUACAAGAGCUUUUAAAUUAUUCAAACCGAAAUGGACUUGAUGCCAAAACAUUAGCAACCCUUUUUGGUGGUGUAUUCCUGAGAGAACCACCGAGGACAAGUAACAUGCAAAGACAACAAGCAGCUGACCGUAAAAAAGCCAGUUUUGUUUACAACUUCCUUGUCAAUAGCCAUACAGACUUCAUAGAUUCGCACUGAGGUCAAAUUUUUAAUCAAUCGCUAUACAGUCAGUCAUUUUCUUUGUAAUACACAUUCCGCUUCUUUCUCACCAUUAGCAUAUUAAUUGACUGGCUCAGGUCAUAGCCUUAAGGCAGCAUUUUUUGUUAUAGAAAUAAAUGUCCCUCCUAGAAGUCUUAAUAUAUCAUGUGAUUGAAAUAGUAUGAAAAUUAUUUAGAUAAUGCUUAUUGAUUUUGCGCUUUUGGUGUUAAUUGAAAUGUUCAUUAAUAAAUAAAUUUCUAAAAAUAUUGACUUAAACCAAAUUUAUUGUAAU
Molecule: messenger RNA, 3122 nt
Organism: Neocloeon triangulifer
Lineage: Eukaryota; Metazoa; Arthropoda; Insecta; Ephemeroptera; Baetidae
Gene: Ocrl
Product: type II inositol 1,4,5-trisphosphate 5-phosphatase
Exons: 18
Coding region: 149-2830 (893 amino acids)
Biological process (GO): phosphatidylinositol dephosphorylation; signal transduction
Cellular component (GO): membrane
Molecular function (GO): phosphatidylinositol-4,5-bisphosphate 5-phosphatase activity; inositol phosphate phosphatase activity
Source: RefSeq, a predicted model, not a curated record